GUUGAAAAGUCACCCCAUCCAAAAUUAAAGCUCUACUCUUCAGAUAAAACAAAUUCAAAAUUAUCUUUAUCAGUGAUCCCUCGACCUCCUCUAAAUAAUAAACCAAAGGCAAAAAACCGACCCCGUGCGACACACAAUGAAAAAAACCACCCGCCCACCACGUUUUUUACCCGAAGUCCUGCAAGCCAUCUACGAGCUGAAGGAAACCGGCGGCUCCAACAGCAACAAAAUCGUCACUCAUGUGAAAUCCUCGCUCCACCACAACGAUUCGUUUCCGGCACCGCGAAAUCUAUCCACCCAGGUUCGACGAGCCCUUAAUCACGCCACGACUAAUGGCAUCGUGAAGCAGCGUGCCGGCAAGUUCAGGAUCAACAUCGGCAUCCUGGACCCCUUCAAGGACUGCGCCGAGUGCCGGAGGCGCAAGAGGAUGCAGAAAACGAAGAAGCGGCGGCGGCGGCGCCGGGGGCGGCAUCACGCCGUGCUCCCGGUGCGCGCCCACAGGCACCACGGCAGCGACUCGGAGAGCCUGAGGUUCAGCGACAGCGACAGCGACUUCCCGGUGAAGCAGCUGCGGAGGCGGCGAAGGAAAGGCGGCGAGAAGAAGAGAAGGAGGAGGAGGAGGAGAAGGAGCGCCGGGGAUAGAGAAAACCGGGGCGAGGAGAAGAGAGGGGAUGACCUGAGUAAAGACCCGUAUCCCGACGACCACAAGGACGGCGACGAAAAUAUGGACGACAACAGACAGUGCGACAACCCGGAUUGUCUCUGUAACGUCAAGGAAGAAAUCGAAGAAAUUCAAAACAUGGAUCCUCCGAUGUAGCCAUUCUUUGUCCUGUCGUACGUCCAGGUUUUUGCCAAUAAAAAUUUUUCGCAGC
Messenger RNA from Zophobas morio, 872 nucleotides. RefSeq lists its product as uncharacterized. The record is from RefSeq and is a predicted model, not a curated record. The coding region runs from base 137 to 817 and encodes 226 amino acids. Gene Ontology annotation, cellular component: nucleosome. The transcript is spliced from 2 exons. Lineage: Eukaryota; Metazoa; Arthropoda; Insecta; Coleoptera; Tenebrionidae. Gene Ontology annotation, molecular function: DNA binding. Gene Ontology annotation, biological process: nucleosome assembly.